Gongylonema pulchrum is the source of this 246-nucleotide messenger RNA. NCBI's taxonomy places the organism in Eukaryota, Metazoa, Nematoda, Chromadorea, Rhabditida, Gongylonematidae. The record is from the annotation of a GenBank genome assembly.
AUGAAGCUUGCAGAUUUGCAAGCACAGCGAGUGACAAGUGAAGCCCAUUCAGCGGUACGCCUGAAUGCGAAAAUUUUCGAGCAGUCGAACACUAGUGCUCUGGUUGUGUUGAACCUCCCGGAGCCACCGAAAAAAGAAUCUUCUCUUGGCAACUACAUGGAAUAUCUCAGUGUGCUCACCCAUAAACUGCACCGCGUACUUUUGGUUCGUGGCAGUGGUACCGAAGUGAUUACAAUGUACUCAUAA